CAGCCACGGCCGGCCUGGCGCUGCGGAGCGCGCGCGGGCAGCGGGGGUGGCAGCGGCGCCAGCACCGCUUGCUCCCCGCCCCCAAGGUUGGGCCGCUGGGACGCGGUUAGCGGACAGACAGCGGCCCGGGACAGCAGAAGGACGCGCGCUCCGAGGCUCAGGGGUCUGGGCCGCUUGCCGAAGAGUCACCAGUAGGCCCAGGGCCCCAGUCAGUGCCCAGCCCUGCUGGGAGCCCCGGCCAUCACCACGGACGGCACCCAGGAAGCCCGAGUUCCCCUGGACGGGGCCUUCUGGAUUCCCAGGCCGCCAGCAGGUUCACCCAAGGGCUGCUUCGCCUGUGUGUCCAAGCCUCCUGCCCUGCAGGCUGCAGCGGCCCCAGCUCCCGAGCCCUCAGCCUCGCCCCCCAUGGCACCCACUCUGUUUCCCAUGGAAUCUAAAAGCAGCAAGACCGACAGCGUUCGGGCAUCGGGAGUCCCCCAGGCCUGCAAGCAUUUAGCUGAGAAGAAGACCAUGACCAACCCCACCACAGUCAUCGAGGUCUACCCGGACACCACAGAGGUGAACGACUACUAUCUGUGGUCCAUCUUCAACUUCGUUUACCUCAACUUCUGCUGCCUGGGCUUCAUUGCUCUGGCCUACUCCCUCAAAGUUAGGGACAAGAAGCUCCUGAAUGACCUGAAUGGGGCCGUGGAGGAUGCCAAGACAGCACGGCUGUUUAACAUCACCAGUUCUGCACUGGCAGCCUCCUGCAUCAUCCUCAUCUUCAUUUUCCUGCGGUACCCGCUCACUGACUACUGAGCCCAGCAGGAAGCAGUCUUGGAGACAUAGCACUGAGACUGAUGGCCACUGGGAUUCAGGAUGCUGAGUGAGAAUGUGGGGGCAGAAUGGGCUUCCACCAAGGCCCAGAGCCAUGCAUGGCAGCAAGGCCACCAGAAGCUGAGUGCCCGACGGCGUGGAGCACUCUUCCCAGCCACCCUACCUGCCGCCUGCCCCUGUCCUGAUGGCACCGGGUCUCUGGGCUUCCUCCCACAAUGCUCCUGGUUGCCAGUGGCUGCCCUCCCUGACCCAUGCACCCUGCCAAGGCUCCUGGACCCCUCAGACCUGACACCCAGCAAGAAGGGCUUACAUGGGAGCUCCCGGGAUGGGGGCUACCAGCACCUGGGGUUCCCUUACUCAUGAUCCCCAACUUCCUCCAAGCUGUGACCCCCUGCUCCAAGCUCUUGUAUCCAUGAACUUUCAUUAAAACAUGUGCCCAGCUCA
Acomys russatus (golden spiny mouse) is the source of this 1260-nucleotide messenger RNA. RefSeq names its product interferon induced transmembrane protein 10 (gene Ifitm10). Bases 406 to 798 code for a protein of 130 amino acids. Gene Ontology annotation, cellular component: plasma membrane. The transcript has 3 exons. NCBI's taxonomy places the organism in Eukaryota, Metazoa, Chordata, Mammalia, Rodentia, Muridae. The record is from RefSeq and is a predicted model, not a curated record.